Lactuca virosa is the source of this 1803-nucleotide messenger RNA. The record is from the annotation of a GenBank genome assembly. Lineage: Eukaryota; Viridiplantae; Streptophyta; Magnoliopsida; Asterales; Asteraceae.
AUGGCUGACGAAGUUCCAACAACGAAAGAAGCCAAAAACAAUCCCAAAAUUGAACGCCUAUUUUUAUCCCCCAUUCUCUCUCUUUCCAUCUUCUUCUCUUCCAUUGAAGCACCUCCAACUCUCGUCUCAAUCAUCACUUAUAACAAAAGGGCUUUUACUGUUGACCUUUUAACCCUAAAAGCUUGUUGUGGUGAACCCAAAUUGGGUGUUUGUUUGAUCACUUCAAGAGAUUGUUUCAAGAUUACCUCAGGGCAAAAGGAUGUUUUGUCAUUUGGAUGCUGUGAUGCUAUGGGUAACAGAUUGCAAUUCCCAAGUACCCGUUCUUUUACACCAAGAUUAAAGAAGUAUGUCUCCCCUCUAAAGGUAGUUUGUGUUGACUAUCCAAGACCAGAUCUUGAUAACACAUCUAAUUUCUUGGAAGCUGCUUACUUGUCUUCAACCUUCAGAACUUCCCCACGCCCAUCUAAGCCAUUGAAGAUUGUAAUUGCUGGUGCAGGUUUAGCUGGUUUAUCAACUGCUAAGUAUUUAGCUGAUGCAGGUCACAAGCCAAUUUUACUAGAAGCAAGAGAUGUUCUUGGUGGAAAGGUGGCAGCUUGGAAAGAUGAUGAUGGAGAUUGGUAUGAGACAGGUUUACACAUAUUCUUUGGAGCUUACCCAAAUGUACAAAACCUGUUUGGAGAGCUAGGAAUUAAUGAUAGAUUACAGUGGAAGGAGCAUUCUAUGAUAUUUGCAAUGCCAAAUAAGCCUGGAGAAUUUAGUAGGUUUGACUUCCCAGAUGUUUUACCUGCACCAUUGAAUGGAAUUUUUGCUAUCUUGAGGAACAAUGAAAUGCUGACGUGGCCUGAGAAAGUGAAGUUUGCAAUUGGGCUGUUGCCUGCAAUGUUAGGUGGACAGGCUUAUGUUGAGGCCCAAGAUGGGCUUAGUGUUCAGGACUGGAUGAGAAAGCAAGGCAUACCAGAUCGAGUUACUACUGAAGUGUUUAUUGCAAUGUCAAAAGCAUUAAACUUUAUAAAUCCAGAUGAACUUUCAAUGCAAUGUAUUCUCAUUGCUCUAAACCGUUUUCUUCAGGAAAAGCAUGGUUCCAAGAUGGCAUUUUUAGAUGGAAGUCCACCAGAAAGACUUUGCAAGCCAAUUGUUGACCACAUCGAGUCACUCGGUGGCCAAGUCAAACUCAACUCACGGAUACAAAAAAUUGAGUUAAACAAAGAUGGAACUGUCCGGAACUUUCUAUUGAGUGAUGGGAAUGUUCUAGAAGCUGAUGCUUAUGUUUUCGCUACCCCUGUUGACAUUCUCAAGCUUCUUUUACCUGAAGAAUGGAAACCAAUUCCAUAUUUCAAAAAAUUGGAGAAAUUAAUCGGUGUUCCAGUUAUAAACGUUCAUAUAUGGUUUGACAGAAAGCUGAAAAACACAUAUGAUCACUUACUUUUCACUGAGGAAUGGAUUUCAAGAAGUGACACUGAUAUUAUUGAUGCAACAAUGAGUGAACUUUCAAGGCUUUUUCCUGAUGAAAUUGCAGCUGAUCAAAGUAAAGCAAAAAUCUUGAAAUAUAAAGUUGUUAAAACACCAAGGUCUGUUUAUAAAACUGUUCCAGAUUGUGAACCAUGUCGACCCCUACAAAGGUCUCCAAUUCAAGGGUUUUAUUUAUCUGGUGAUUAUACUAAACAAAAGUAUUUAGCUUCAAUGGAAGGUGCUGUUUUAUCUGGAAAAUUUUGUGCACAAGCUAUUUUACAAGAUUAUGAGAUGCUUGCUACACGGGGUGAAGUGGUUGCUGAGAAAAAGUGUGGGAUUUUGAUGAUAAUAUGA